AUGGAAGGAGCAUCGUACCAGCGAUUCCCAAAGAUCAAAAUCCGCGAACUUAAGGAUGACUACGCAAAGUUCGAGCUUCGCGACACCGACGCCUCCAUGGCGAACGCCCUCCGCCGCGUUAUGAUCGCUGAAGUCCCCACCAUCGCAAUCGAUCUCGUCGAGAUCGAAGUCAACUCAUCCGUCCUCAACGACGAGUUCAUAGCCCAUCGACUCGGCCUCAUUCCACUCACCAGCGAACGAGCCAUGUCGAUGCGAUUCUCCCGUGACUGCGACGCUUGCGACGGUGACGGGCAGUGUGAGUUCUGCUCAGUUGAGUUCCAUCUUCGUGCCAAAUGCAUGAGCGAUCAGACCCUCGAUGUCACUAGUAACGAUCUCUACAGUUCUGAUCAUACAGUUGUUCCCGUCAAUUUUACCGAUUCUGCUGGCUACGAUUCUUCUGAGCAAAGGGGGAUUAUCAUUGUGAAACUGCGGCGCGGGCAAGAGUUGAGGCUAAGGGCAAUUGCGAGGAAAGGGAUAGGGAAAGAUCACGCAAAAUGGUCACCUGCUGCAACUGUGACUUUCAUGUAUGAACCUGAGAUUCAUAUCAAUGAAGAUAUGAUGGAUACCUUGACGCUUGAGGAGAAGCAAAGCUUUGUCGAGAGUAGUCCUACUAGAGUCUUUGACAUUGAUCCUAAUACCCAACAGGUUGUGGUGGUUGACCCAGAGGCAUAUACCUAUGAUGAUGAAGUGCUAAAGAAAGCCGAAGCUAUGGGCAAGCCGGGCCUUGUGGAGAUAUAUGCCAAAGAAGACAGUUUCAUUUUCACCGUCGAAUCCACCGGUGCUAUCAAAGCUUCUCAGAUGGUUCUUAACGCCAUCGACAUCCUUAAACAGAAGCUCGAUGCAGUUCGCCUGUCCGAAGAUACUGUGGAAGCCGAUGACCAGUUUGGUGAACUAGGUGCCCACAUGCGAGGAGGCUGAUCCUCUUGUAGAAAUAGAACCGAUAGCGUUCGGAGAAGGCGUGUUUUUCAUGUUUACCAACUGCAUUUCGUUUAAAACUCUUCGGGAUCUUUAGGUACAAAACAAACUACUCCGUUUCGUUUUCCUCCUUAAAUUCUUAACUUGAAAGCCUUAGAACGCAUGGAUGAACAAAUGAUUUAGCUUUUAUUUAUGUUUCUGCUUUGUUCGAUUAACAAA
Messenger RNA from Hibiscus syriacus, 1173 nucleotides. RefSeq names its product DNA-directed RNA polymerases II, IV and V subunit 3. The transcript is spliced from 3 exons. Gene Ontology annotation, biological process: DNA-templated transcription. Lineage: Eukaryota; Viridiplantae; Streptophyta; Magnoliopsida; Malvales; Malvaceae. Gene Ontology annotation, cellular component: RNA polymerase II, core complex. Gene Ontology annotation, molecular function: DNA-directed RNA polymerase activity; protein dimerization activity; DNA binding. The coding region runs from base 1 to 957 and encodes 318 amino acids. The record is from RefSeq and is a predicted model, not a curated record.